Molecule: messenger RNA, 675 nt
Organism: Styela clava
Lineage: Eukaryota; Metazoa; Chordata; Ascidiacea; Stolidobranchia; Styelidae
Source: RefSeq, a predicted model, not a curated record
AUGCUGGGAUUUUUGAAAAUUCUUAUUGUUGUGUGGUCAAUAUUGACCACAUGUUUGAGCGAGGAAUUUAAUUGUAGUUUCAAAACCGAAUGCGACGGAGAUAAAUGUGACGAAACAGCAAAGAUCAAGAAAGUAUUGGAGGAUUAUUUGAAAAGACAAACUUUUCAAAUUACCUGCGACCAAUUUACAAAACUUCCUGAAAGUGAUGAUGAAAAAAGAUACACGGAAAUUGAAAAACAAAUGGAAAGUGUAAUAGACAGACUCGACAACAUGGGUCAACUAGAGACUUGGUACAAAGCAAGUAACAAAUUCUACUAUAAAAUAUUUGAUGAUAAAGUGGAUUACGCAACUGCUAAAUUAAAUUGUAUAAAAGUGGGGGCAAUGCUGUCAUCAGAGGGGAUUCGUGAUCAUACAAUUCACAAUCAACUUGUGCCAUUGAUCAAGUCUGGCAAAUUUCCAGUGUGGAUUGGUCUGGACGAUAUAAACCAAGAAAACACGUUUGUCUGGUCAAAUGGAACUGUCGCAAAUCCUCGAACAAUUCCAUGGCUUUUUGGACAACCAGAUGGCGGUAGAGAGAAUGACCAAGAUUGUGUGAAAACUAGUUCUGAUAGUUAUUUUCUACUGAAUGACGAAAGAUGCUCGAAAAAAUUGAAAUAUCUUUGUGAGAAGAAAUGA